This is a messenger RNA of Seminavis robusta, 948 nucleotides long. The record is from the annotation of a GenBank genome assembly. Lineage: Eukaryota; Bacillariophyta; Bacillariophyceae; Naviculales; Naviculaceae.
AUGGCGGACGCAUCAUCCAUAUCUUGUUCUUCUUUGAUCAAAGCUGGCAACACAGCUGUUGUCACUGGUGCCAGUAGUGGCAUUGGCCGGGCAGCAUGCUUCGAAUUUUCCAAGGCCGGCAUGAAUGUGUUCAUGGCAGACAUUGAUGAAGAAGAGUUAAAGGCAGCUCAAGAACUUGUAAAGUUGACUUCCACUAACGCCAACGCCAAGAUUGCUAUUCAAGUAGUCGAUGUCGCUGAUGCCGCAGCCGUAGAAUCCUUUGCCGAGGCAGUCUUUGCCGAUGGAGGUAAAUGCCACAUUUUGAUGAACAAUGCCGGAAUUGGCCAAGGUGGUGGAGCCAUGACGGACAUGUCGACAGUCCAGAAGGUUAUGAAUGUCAAUACCUACGGACCCAUGCAUGGAUGUGUGGCCUUUGUCCCCAAAAUGAAAGCCUCUGGGGAGCCAGGAAUCAUUGUGAACACAGGCUCAAAGCAGGGGAUUACGAUGCCGCCAGGAAACCUUACUUACAAUGUCAGCAAGGCUGCCCUCAAGGCCUACACGGAAGGAUUGGAACAUGAACUCAUGAAGGCUCGGAUCGACGAGGGCGGAAGACUGCGAGCGGCCUUGCUGAUCCCUGGAUGGGUCAAUACCUCCAUUGUAUUGAAGAGUAUGCGAUCGGCUGCUCUUGCCAAGGGAGACGCAUUCGAUGUGAAUUCUGUCUUUUUCCAUGAAGACAAACCCGCUGGUGGGGCUUGGAUGCCCAAGCAAGUGGUCGACUUUAUGAUUGCAGAACUGGACAAAGGAAGGUUCUAUAUUGUUUGCCCGGACAAUGAUGUAGAUCGAGAAACUGACAAUCUGCGCAUGACAUGGACGAUGCAAGACAUCACUCAGGAUCGUGCACCGCUCAGUCGUUGGCAUCCGGACUACAAGGACAAGUUCACUGAAUAUGUCGCUGCCAACAAGAAGUGA